AUGAAGAACUUGAGGAAGCAAAAGACAUCGAGUAGGAGAAAGCAGAGGAAGGCACACUUUGCCUGCAACGAUGGAGAAAAGAGAAUAAGAUCGUCGGCCCGUCUUUCCAGGGAGUUGAGGAAGGAGUAUGGCUUCCGGACAUUCCCACUGCGGACUGGAGACACUGUGGUUGUAAAAGGAGGCAAGUUCGACGGAAAGGAGGGUGUUAUUAGCAAGAUCAACUACAGGGAUUACAAGGUGUACAUUGAGGGAUGCUUUGUGACAAAGAAUGACGGUACAAAUGCAUUGGUGCCUAUCUAUCCUUCCAAGCUGACCAUUACCAAAUUCUUCCUUGAAAACGGUAGGAAGGAGCAACUUGAGAGAAAGAAGAGGGCUAGAGAGCACGGUAUGGAGAUUCUCAGAAAGAGACAAGAAGAAGUUGUUUCCAAUUAA
Messenger RNA from Encephalitozoon cuniculi GB-M1, 432 nucleotides. RefSeq names its product 60S ribosomal protein L26. Bases 1 to 432 code for a protein of 143 amino acids. The transcript has a single exon. Gene Ontology annotation, biological process: cytoplasmic translation; ribosomal large subunit biogenesis. NCBI's taxonomy places the organism in Eukaryota, Fungi, Microsporidia, Unikaryonidae. The record is from RefSeq and is marked provisional. Gene Ontology annotation, cellular component: cytosolic large ribosomal subunit. Gene Ontology annotation, molecular function: RNA binding; structural constituent of ribosome.